AUGUCCGUUCGUCGCCGGACACCCCGCGCCGUCGCGCCCGGCGAACCCGUGGCCGCCACGUGGCACCCGCCGCCUCCCACCGCCGCCGGCCCGCCUGGCCCACGUGGAGCCCGCCCCGGGCCAGAUCGGGCCCGAGCCCCGCCGCCCGUCGCCUCCCGCACCGGCCCCGCCGCCAUGUGCCGCCGGCUCCCGCGCGUCUGCGCCGGCCGCCGCUGCCGCGAGGUCCGGCGCGCCCCGCCGCCGCUCGCCGGAGGCCGCAGCUCCUCCCGUCGUCACCCCGGCGCGCCUCCUCCCUCCAUCGCCGCGCCGCCGCCGCCUCCCGCGCCCCCAGCGCCGUUCGCCGCCCGUCGCCGCCAACCCUCGUCGCCGGCGACCUCCCUCGACCCCGCGCUGACCCGCCGGAGCUCGUCAGAGCCUCCCGCCGCCUGGGCCGACCCCGAUCCAGAUCCAGUGAGAACUCCCCGCGUUGACUUCUCCCCCCCUCUCAAAUUUGCCGUCCCUAAAAUUUUGUGA
Molecule: messenger RNA, 513 nt
Organism: Aegilops tauschii subsp. strangulata
Lineage: Eukaryota; Viridiplantae; Streptophyta; Magnoliopsida; Poales; Poaceae
Source: RefSeq, a predicted model, not a curated record